CUUUUUUCUCCGUUGCUUACUUUCUCUUCUUAUCUUUUUUUUUCGUAAGUCCGACUGCUUGGCUUCAGAUGCAAGUGAACUGAACCUCCAGCCAGCCGGUCUGGCCGCUAGUACACUCUUGGAUUUUCUGAACAAGCAAAAACAAUAAUAUCCUCUUUCGUAUACUCUCAGCGAGUCGGUCUGCAACACCGGCAAACACUACCACCAUGUAUGUGGCGAGAAAGUACCGCAAUGACAGGCUUAUUUUCAUCUUAAUCGCCCUGGAGCUACCGUUCAUCAUCAUCAUCCUCACAUUUACUGGUAUUGCUUCGCACAAUCGGUACCGGACCAAACUAUGGCAGGACGGCUAUGAUAAUGGCUUCAACAGCUCUCCUGACGCGGCUAUCUAUGCAGCUGCUAACUAUCGACCUUACACGACACCAAUGGUCUGGAGCUCCUUUGCCACGAAUUAUAAUUUAGUCAUUGCUAUUUUGAGCACGUUUAUCUUCAUCACCAAAUUUCCGCUUCAUGUCCUUCGCAUCCUAUACCCAGCCCCAUCAGCAUUUUUCCAUGCUGGGUUAGUGGCUAUCUACUGCGCAUCUGCCUCUUUUCAAGCAGGCAGCGACACAUCCGACCCAAGGCAUUUACAACGUGGCGCGCCGUGGUAUAUUGCCAAGAGCUGUAGUGUUGCUUACGAUAAAGGCAAUAUUGGAUAUUGCGAGCAAGCAAAGUCGCUCUUUGCAUUCACCAUCGUCAUUAUAGUUCUUUAUUUUGUCGAGUUUGUUGUUGCGGUUUACAACUGCUUCAUAACGGAUGAGGAGCGUGCUGAGCGUGAAGAAGCACUCGAAGAAAAAAGAACGAUGAAGGAAUACGAGGACAUGAUCCUGAAGUCUCCCAGCUUCAUACCUAUGACGCCCAGGGCUGUCCCCAUGAACCCCGGUACAGCGACAUAUCCUCUUCCAGCAAUGCCGGUGAUGAUACCCAGGAGUUUGGCGUUCAACCGACUGGACACCCCGAGCUCCUCCGAUCUCCCCCUCCGGGAAACUUUCAGCUCCCCAAACCCGCCGCCACCUGCGGUCCAGCAAGAGGUGGAGGCUGCUUCAUCUGUAAAACAGCCACAGCCUCAGAUAUAUUUCCCUCCACCCCCCAAGAAGGCGCUGAAAAAAUGAAACGCUUUCUCCUUUCUGCCUCAUUCCACAAUUAGGUUGUGCUGUCGGUCGAGUGUCUAUGAUGGGUGUGAGAAUGUUAUCACUUAUAUAGUGUUCUUACUUGUUGCUGAAAACUAUGAUGAUGAUGUCGAGUUUCCUUGUUGAACUCAUACGGAGUACCUAGUCAUGUUGAUACCAUUUUUUGCUUGCAGUGAAAGGGGGCACCAGGAGCAGCUUACCUCGCCAUUUAUUUAAUAUUGCCAAAUUAAUUGCGUCAUUACACUGGGCGCGUUCCAGGGGCCUUGGCCAGAAGCGCAAUAAUUAUGGUUUCCAUAUUGUUCGGGCAAGCUUUCUUCAUCAUCAUGGACGUUUACAUGGUUUAAGGCCGGUUUGCUUUUUCCAACGCAUUUUU
Molecule: messenger RNA, 1539 nt
Organism: Aspergillus ochraceoroseus IBT 24754
Lineage: Eukaryota; Fungi; Ascomycota; Eurotiomycetes; Eurotiales; Aspergillaceae
Exons: 3
Coding region: 207-1148 (313 amino acids)
Source: RefSeq, a predicted model, not a curated record